Molecule: messenger RNA, 411 nt
Organism: Zasmidium cellare ATCC 36951
Lineage: Eukaryota; Fungi; Ascomycota; Dothideomycetes; Mycosphaerellales; Mycosphaerellaceae
Exons: 2
Coding region: 1-411 (136 amino acids)
Source: RefSeq, a predicted model, not a curated record
AUGCCCCUCACCUCGAUCCCCAUCCCCCUCCCCCUCAACCCAUUCCCCCUCCCCUCCCACCCAGCUCUAGAUUUCUACACCCUCUACGGCCAGAAAUUCCCCAAGACCCCCGAACAAUGGAAAACCACGAACUGGGAAGAUUUUUAUUCGAAGGAUUAUGGACCAUUUCCCACCAUCACCCGAGAGAUGCUCUCCCUCAACAUCGUCUCUGAUUCCGAAAAGGGCACGCACGAGAUUCAUGCGGAGUUCUUGACCAAGUUGCCGUCCUCGAAAGGGGUGGUGGAGUUGCCGCAGGCGUUUGUGUAUACGCUGGGCGAGGCGGAUGAGGGGAAGGGGACGAGUGGGUGGCAGAUCAGGGAGUUGAGGUGUUAUUAUGAUUUGAGGACUUGGGAGGGGGCGGGCGGGAAGUGA